This is a messenger RNA of Macrosiphum euphorbiae (potato aphid), 2415 nucleotides long. NCBI's taxonomy places the organism in Eukaryota, Metazoa, Arthropoda, Insecta, Hemiptera, Aphididae. The record is from the annotation of a GenBank genome assembly.
AUGUCCGAACCAGCGAAAGGUGAGGAGUUAGCAACUGCGAUUUUGAAGCAAAAAGAUCGUCCAAAUAGGCUCAUUGUAGAAGAAGCAAUCAACGAUGAUAAUUCAGUCAUUGCAUUAUCUCAGGCUAAAAUGGAUGAAUUACAACUCUUCCGUGGAGAUACUGUGUUGCUAAAAGGCAAACGCCGUAAAGAAUCGGUUUGUAUUGUAUUAUCCGAUGAAACUUGCCCUGAUGAAAAAGUACGUAUGAAUAGAGUUGUGCGUAAUAAUUUACGUGUCAGAAUAUCAGAUAUUGUUCAAAUACAACAAUGUCCUGAUGUAAAGUAUGGAAAACGUAUUCAUGUGCUUCCAAUUGAUGACACUGUUGAAGGAUUAACUGGAAAUUUGUUCGAAGUUUUUCUUAAACCUUACUUCCUAGAAGCAUAUAGACCCAUACAUAAAGAUGAUAAUUUCAUUGUUCGUGGAGGCAUGAGAGCUGUAGAAUUCAAAGUUGUCGAAACUGAUCCAUCGCCAUAUUGUAUAGUUGCAUAUGACACAGUUAUUCAUUGUGAAGGGGAUCCGAUCAAAAGAGAGGAGGAAGAAGAAGCAUCAAACACAGUCGGCUACGAUGAUAUUGGAGGUUGCCGCAAACAAUUGGCACAGAUUAAAGAAAUGGUUGAACUCCCACUCAGACAUCCAAGUUUAUUCAAGGCUAUUGGUGUAAAGCCACCUAGAGGAAUUUUGUUAUAUGGACCUCCUGGAACUGGAAAAACACUCAUUGCCCGUGCUGUUGCAAACGAAACUGGAGCAUUCUUUUUCUUAAUCAAUGGCCCCGAAAUUAUGAGUAAACUCGCUGGUGAAUCUGAAAGUAACUUGAGAAAAGCAUUUGAAGAGGCAGAUAGAAAUUCUCCCGCUAUUAUUUUCAUUGAUGAAUUAGAUGCUAUUGCACCCAAGCGUGAAAAAACUCAUGGUGAAGUGGAGCGUCGUAUUGUAUCUCAGUUAUUAACACUCAUGGAUGGCUUAAAAUCAUCAUCUCACGUCAUUGUAAUGGCUGCAACUAACCGCCCAAAUUCUAUAGAUUCAGCUCUAAGGCGUUUUGGACGCUUUGAUCGAGAAAUUGAUAUUGGAAUUCCAGAUGCUACUGGUCGUUUAGAGGUAUUGCGUAUACAUACUAAGAACAUGAAACUUGCUGAGGAAGUUGAUUUAGAACAGAUUGCUGCUGAAACUCAUGGUCAUGUUGGUGCUGAUCUUGCCUCACUGUGUUCUGAAGCUGCCCUACAACAAAUCCGUGAAAAAAUGGACUUGAUAGAUUUAGAAGAUGAUCAAAUUGAUGCUGAAGUAUUGAAUUCGUUAGCUGUCACCAUGGAAAACUUUAGGUAUGCCAUGAGCAAGAGUAGCCCAAGUGCGUUGAGAGAAACAAUAGUUGAAGUUCCAAAUAUUACAUGGGAAGAUAUUGGAGGCUUGGCUAAUGUGAAGCGUGAAUUACAAGAACUUGUUCAGUAUCCAGUUGAGCACCCUGACAAGUUUUUGAAAUUUGGUAUGCAACCAUCUAGAGGUGUUUUGUUUUACGGACCACCAGGUUGUGGUAAAACUUUAUUAGCUAAAGCCAUUGCUAAUGAAUGCCAAGCUAACUUUAUAUCUGUAAAGGGUCCAGAACUUUUAACUAUGUGGUUUGGUGAAUCAGAAGCUAAUGUCCGUGAUAUCUUUGAUAAGGCAAGAGCUGCAGCUCCGUGUGUACUCUUUUUCGAUGAGUUGGACUCCAUUGCUAAAUCUAGAGGAGGAAAUGUUGGUGAUGCUGGUGGUGCAGCAGACAGAGUAAUCAACCAGAUCUUGACUGAAAUGGAUGGUAUGGGGGCCAAAAAAAAUGUAUUCAUUAUUGGUGCUACUAACAGACCUGAUAUCAUUGAUCCUGCUAUUCUCCGUCCAGGACGUUUAGAUCAAUUGAUCUAUAUUCCUCUGCCUGAUGAAAAAUCGCGAGAAGCCAUUUUCAAGGCUAAUUUGAGGAAAUCACCUGUUGCCAAGGAUGUUGACCUGGAUUACAUCGCAAAAGUUACUCAUGGUUAUUCUGGUGCUGACUUGACUGAAGUAUGUCAACGUGCCUGCAAACUUGCUAUUAGGCAAAGUAUUGAAGCUGAAAUAAGGCGUGAGCGUGAAGCUGCCUCAAACCAAGGGAUGGAGACUGAUGUAGCUGAGGAUGAUCCUGUCCCCGAAAUUACAAAAGCUCACUUUGAAGAAGCUAUGUUAUAUGCGCGCCGUUCUGUAACUGACAACGACAUACGCAAAUAUGAGAUGUUUUCACAGACAUUACAACAGUCUCGUGGAUUUGGCACUAACUUCAGGUUCCCGUCAACGACAGGUCAACCUGCUGCCAAUAAUGCAACAACUGGUGGCGAUCAAGCUACGUUCCAAGAUGAUGGUGACGACGACUUGUACAACUAA